Messenger RNA from Conger conger (European conger), 3562 nucleotides. Its product is annotated as solute carrier family 40 member 1-like. Gene Ontology annotation, biological process: iron ion transmembrane transport. Bases 107 to 1807 code for a protein of 566 amino acids. Gene Ontology annotation, cellular component: basolateral plasma membrane. The transcript has 8 exons. Lineage: Eukaryota; Metazoa; Chordata; Actinopteri; Anguilliformes; Congridae. The record is from RefSeq and is a predicted model, not a curated record. Gene Ontology annotation, molecular function: peptide hormone binding; iron ion transmembrane transporter activity.
AGCAAGUUAGCAUUAUUUGCAAAUAAAUAGCCUGCAUAGGCAUUUUCGGUGAGGGUAGCCUAUACUACGCUAGCGCUUCUAACGUUAAAUAAAGCUGAUCAAUACGAUGGAAAACUCUGGAUCCAAGAAGUGUUGUGGUUUUGUCCGUGAUUUCUUUACAUCGGCAAAGUUCCUUAUUUACCUUGGCCAUGCCCUUUCAACGUGGGGAGACCGUAUGUGGAAUUUCGCCGUCGCUUUGUUCCUGGUCGAGUUGUACGGUAACAGUCUGCUGCUGACUGCCGUAUACGGACUAGUGGUGGCAGGCUCAGUGCUGUUACUGGGGGCCAUUAUCGGUGACUGGGUGGACAAAAACCCCAGGCUUAAAGUUGCACAAACGUCAUUGGUUGUCCAGAAUUGUUCUGUGAUUCUCUGUGGAAUUCUUUUUAUGGUGGUUUUCCAGUUUAAGAACCAGCUCAAAGAACUCGUCAAUGGUUGGUUGCUUACGGCCUGCUACAUCCUGGUCAUCACCAUCGCCAACAUAGCCAACCUGGCGAGCACAGCCACCUCCAUCACUAUUCAGAGGGACUGGAUCCUGGUCGUGGCCGGGCAGGACAGGAGUAGGCUGGCAGACAUGAACGCCACGGUGAGGAUUAUCGACCAGCUGACCAACAUCCUGGCCCCGAUGCUGGUGGGGCAGAUCAUGGCGUUCGGCUCCCCCUUCAUAGGCUGCGGCUUCAUCUCGGGCUGGAACCUCUGCUCCAUGUGCCUGGAGUACUGCCUCCUGUGGAAGGUGUACCAGAAGACGCCUGCCCUGGCUAUCAAGGCCGGCCAGAAGACCCAACCCCAGGAGAUGGUGCAGCUCAACGCCCAGAAAGAGCCUGAGGAUGGGGAGAAGCUGGGUGAAAGCUCCCAGCUGAUGAACAAGGCCGAGCAGGCGAUGGCACCUUCGCGGGAGAAGGGCAGGUGCUGCCAGCAGAUGACGGAGCCCUUCCGCACCUUCCGGCAGGGCUGGGUGGCCUACUACAACCAGCCCAUCUUCCUGGCCGGGAUGGGCCUGGCCUUCCUGUACAUGACGGUGCUGGGCUUCGACUGCAUCACCACGGGCUACGCGUACACGCAGGGCCUGAACGGCUCGGUCCUCAGCCUGCUCAUGGGCGCCUCGGCCGUGUCGGGGAUCUGCGGCACGGUGGCCUUCACCCAGAUCCGGAAGCGAUGCGGCCUGAUCCGCGCGGGCUUCGUGGCGGGCGUGGCCCAGCUGUCCUGCCUCCUGCUGUGUCUCGUCUCCGUCUUCGUCGACGGGAGCCCCUUCGACCUCAGAGUCUCGCCCUUCAGCAGCGUCGUCAGCCAGUUCAUUGGCGACUCCGGCCCUGAUCCCGAGGGCUACCCCACCCCACCGAGCACGCUCACCACCACCCUCAACGGCUCCGCCGCACCCUAUGAGCUCCAGGAGCCUGCUGUGGAGUCCUACCUGUCCGUGGGCCUCCUGUUCGCCGGGGUCAUUGCUGCUAGAGUCGGUCUUUGGUCCUUUGACUUGAGCGUGACCCAGCUGAUCCAGGAGAACGUGAUCGAGUCUGAGAGGGGUAUCAUCAACGGCGUCCAGAACUCCAUGAACUACCUCCUGGACCUUGUGCACUUCAUCAUGGUCAUCCUGGCGCCCAACCCCGAGGCUUUCGGCCUGCUCGUCAUCCUCUCCGUCUCCUUUGUGGCUACGGGUCACAUGAUGUACUUCAGGUUCGCCUACAAGAGCUUGGGGAGCCGGCUCUUCCUGUGCUUUUCGCCUUCCCCCAAAAGCGGGAGCCACGAUCCCACUCUUGGCCCGACGGUGUAGCUCCUCACAGGGGCUGCGUCACUGGUUGUGUUUUUAUCUCAUGUUCCUGCAAGUUCCUGCCAGGGACUGAUAUCAUGCUGUAACAUGCUUGCUUUCAUCUGUAUCACUACAGCAGCUGCAUUUAACCUUGCGCGCUUUGUUUGUGCUGUGUACACCGUGCUGUCCUUUACACUGGAGCACUUUUAACACACUGUAAAUGUGAAGCAAGAGCUCCUCGUGAGUGCUGAUAGUCAAAUGGCCUUGAGAAGAAGAAUGGCAGGUUGGGAUUUUUGUCGGUGUGUCAUCCCUUUGACCUUUGAUCACUGACUGAGUUAAAUUUUGUUAAAAGGUACUCGUAGUGUAAAAUGUACUCUUAUUAGUUGAUUUUGGGAAUUGUGCUUACCAUCAGUCUUUCUGAAAUCGUUUUUGACUGUGAUUCCUGUGUGUCACUUUCAAAUAAGGACAGAUUUGAAAUAAGGACUGACUUCAUUUCAGCUACCUUCCAUUGGAGCUGAAUCGACAACAACCCGUACAUUUAAUUAUCUUUCUUAUUUCAAACCAAACUAACUCUCAAUUAAAAUCAGCACAAUAUUACCAAAGCUGAAUUUUGUAUUUGCUUCCAGCGUGAAGGCUGGUAUGUGUGCAGUCCAUACCAGCCAGAAGUGACAGUCUAGCACAUGACGAUACUGUGGCACCGUGUUACAUAGUUAAUCUAUGGCCACUGUGCACACUUACAUCUCACUCUAAGCCCUCCCCUGGUUCAGGCCUGCUAUUGCUAUGGGGUUAUAAUGGGUACCCUGAGGGAAUUACUCCAUCCCUGCAGUGUAGUGAGUUCACAAAGUCACCUGUUACACAGAAAGAGAUAAGUGCAGUAGUCCAUGUGUCCUGAAGUUAACCGAGCUCGUUCAGGGGCCAUGGUUCACUCUGCCUCGUUUAGCUCUGCGUGGCUUAGCUGAGUGGAACGUUAACGGACUCCUGAUCGCACACACGCAGAGCCAAUAUGUGGUAUAUUAAUAUGCACUUAUGAGUCGUUUUUAGCUCAUUCCAGAACCUAACACCUAUAUUCCCAGUAAUAAGGUUUGCAUAAUGUAUAUGCACAUUUGCUAGACAGUCAUACAAACCCGCUGAAAAUCUAUAUUGUACAUUUGGUGAGGCAUCGCAUGGAGAAUAGGGCUCAUCUUACAUCUGGCCAAGCAGAGGUGGUGUUAUCAAUAUGGUGGAGUUUCAGAAUCAGGGUGGAAAACUGUUUCUGCACCAAAACCAUUUCAGUCAGAAGCCUUGUUUCAUUCCCCUAAAAAUAUCUGGCAACCUCACGGUCGGCAGAAAAGACUGGCGAAUAUAGGAAUUUUCGAGCAAGAUGUGCUUUUUGGCGCUUCAUUCAAGACACAUUUGUUUUUAUGUGUAUACCUAACUAAUUCUAUGUAUGCUUGAGUAUAAUUUGAUAUCACUGCAACUGUAUAGAAAUGUCUGUUUUUUGUACUUAUUGUUGUAUUUAAGCAAUACUUUUGGCAGGAACUACCAAAUUACAGAAUAUCAAAGGUAGUUUUGUACAUUUUAAAUAGAUUUUUUCUUGAAAAAGUAAGAUGUAUAUAAAAAAACAAUUUUAUACUGAGCAUUUAUAUUAUUGUAAUACAGAAAGCCUAAGAGCUGGCUUUUGUUAAUUGUGUUAAUGUUGAUUGUGCCAAUAAACUCUCCCUUAUGGUGGUAGAGGUGCUUUUGGGUCAUUAGUAUUAUGUGUGUACCAUGGGGCGUGUGAAAAUAAACCGUAUAAUUCAA